AUGUAUGGCCUCACCUUUUUCGCCUUUCCAUUUUUCCUUAAAAGUUUCGCGCAACAGAGGCCCCUCGUGUCUGGCAGCGGUGCUGGCGGGCGCUUCGGCCAACACAGCCGUUUCGGAGUGACCGCCCGCUCCCCAUCACUCCUCACCUCCUCCUUAUCAUCACACAUCCUGCCCCGAACACCCCCAGACUACCCCGAGAUAUCUUACGUGCAUUCCUCUAGCAUUGUCUACCCGGAUAAAACUAACACAUCGUAA
Messenger RNA from Leptosia nina, 255 nucleotides. NCBI's taxonomy places the organism in Eukaryota, Metazoa, Arthropoda, Insecta, Lepidoptera, Pieridae. The record is from the annotation of a GenBank genome assembly.